AUGGUAGAUCCUGCUGAGAGGAAUGAAGGUACUUCCGGAAUAUUCCGACGGCACUUGAAGGCGGCGUCAGCCUGCACUGCAUACGCGCCGUGGCGGAGAACGAAGAUGGCGGAGAAUAACGUCGAACCGGAGCACGAAUGGAGCGACCGGGCCCUGGACACGGCCGACGACACUCUGGUCGCAAUGGAAACCCUGCUGGCCACGCUGAGAGCCUUUGAAGACGUGCUCAGGCAACAGGAAAUAUCCACGGCGUCUUCCACGGAGUACUGCGACAACUUCUGCCAGGCACUGAUGCACUAUGCUGGGAGCAGGAACUCCAUGGAGCAUGGUCUGCCUCUCCUGGAGGUCUACUGUCUGUCCAUAAACUGUUUCGCUGCCGCCCGAUCUCACCUCACUGCAGAGUCGGACAGAGUGGCCCUUGUUUUGAAGAGACUAGCUUUGAGCUGUUUUGAGCUGCUGCUGUCAGUGCCUGAGAAUGAAAUCCCGUAUGAAGCCUGGGUUCAGUUCCACCACUCUGUUCAGAUUGCCCAUGAUACCUUGCUACAGUAUGGAAGCACAGACCUCCAAGCUUUACUCCAGAUCACAGGAGAGGGAGGGGCGUGGAGCAACCCUGUCCUUACGUCUCUCCUCAGCGGCCAGCCCACCAACCUAGAAGAAGUUGAUGCUUACAUCAGCUUGGAGGGUGAGGGCUUCAUGGAGAUGCGGGUGAAGCACCUGGAGAAGAUGGGCGAAGUGGCCAAGGCAGUGGUGCUGGCCAAAGCGUGCACUGAAUGCACCGUCAUCUCCAACCAAGCUACCUUCCGUCAAACAUUUGUCUCCCUGCUUUGUCACCUGCUGCCCAAUGAAGAGGCCAUCUUGGAGAUAUCCAGACUUGACUGUAAGGAUGUAUUGGAGGUCACGUGUAAUUUGGAGACCGAGGGGGAGGAGAACACGGCCUUCAUCUUGUGCACAACUUUCCUGACACAGCAGCUUCAGCAGCAGAGCCUUUACUGCUCCUGGGAGUUGACUCUGUUGUGGAGUAAGCUUCAGAGGAGGAUCGAUCCCUCAUCGAUCUCGCUUCUGGAACGAUGCCUUCAGCUAGGUGCCAUUGCCAAAACCGUCCACCAUUUGCUUUGCCUGGUCCGCGUCAUUCAGACAGAGACGGAGGAAAUCGGGGUACCUGCCUCAGUAGAACUUUGUGUCAAAGCCCUUCAACUUCCAAAGCAGGAUGACUCAGAAUCGAGGAUCUCUGUCUGUAAGACAAUGUCCUGCCUACUUCCAGGGGACCUUGAAGUAUUGCGUGCCUGCCUACUCACAGAGUUCCUGCUUGGCCCCAGCCAGGACGUCUUUGUGUCCCUUCGGGAGCUUUACUUGCGCCCAGACCAAAAGUAUGACCAGGAAAAUGAGGUCAUUCCCAACUCACUACGCUGCGAGCUGCUACUAGCUCUGAAAGCUUACUGGCCUUUUGACCCUGAAUUCUGGGACUGGAAAACUCUCAAAUAUCACUGCAUCUCCCUUCUAGGCUUGAUGCCGGAGUCCGAGGAGGAAGAAGAAGAGGAGGUGGUAGACAAAAAAGAGAAGGGUGAACAACAUGAGCCACAGGGAGUCACAGUGAAAGUAGAAAUGGAGCAUCAAAAGACGAUAAAUGGAAGUGUUGGUGUUCAUGAGCAGCUUGAUAAAACACAGUCUUCUGACUUGGCAGAAUUUCCAGGCAAAUCAGAGACAAAGGAACACAGGUUCUGCUGUCAGAUUUGUAAAAGAUCAGUCACUGACACCCAAAUCAUUCACCAUUCCAAAAGACAUGCAGAGGACCACAGCCACCCCUGCCCUCUGUGUUUGGAAAAAUUUAAGAGCAGGAAGGAUCUCGUUCCUCAUCUGAAGGACCAUGUGCAGAGUGAAACACAAAUUAAAAAAAGCAUAAAGACAGAGGACGGGCAGGGACGGGUGGAUGAGGAUGAUGAUAUUGAACCAGGUGAGAUCACCAUCGACCCUUCCUUAAUGCAGUAUUACAAAUCCACACAUGAUCCAGACGUGCUGCAACACAUUGUGCAACAGGCCAACACGGUGAAGGAGAAGAAUGUGGACAAUGACGAGUAUGUAACAUUCGAAUACAUUGACCAACACUUCAGUGUGCAGAACCGGGAUGAGUACCCGUGUCCAGGAACCGGGUGCCCUCGGACUUUUAAACAUUCCAAGUACUUGUAUGUUCAUUUAAAGUCAGAGCACAACGGUGAUGACAAUGUCAAACAUUUUCAUCAGGUGAGAGACAAGCGGGAGAAGUGUGUUUUUUGUAGACGCCAUUUUGUCUCUGCGUACCAUCACCGCAAACAUCGAAGAGUUCACUACGGUGAUCGGCCUUACACGUGUGUGGUUAUGGGCUGCGGCGCUCAGUUUAGUACUUCCAAUGAACUUGUGACCCACAAACAGAUCCAUGGCUUUCACCUAAACUACCAGUGUGGCCUGAAAGGCUGUUACAUCACAUACUCCGACCUGGGACAAAUCUAUCACCACGAAGCACAGCAUUUCAGAGACGCAGCGUUUACCUGCUCUAGCGCUGAAUGUAGUAAAUACUAUUUAUCCAAAAAAGAAUUCAUAAAGCAUUUAUCCACACACAACAUCACCUUCUCUGAAGAAGACUUUGAGGCUCAGAGGAAGGCAAAGCGGAAACUUCUUAAGACAGUUACUGAAGCGACAGUCCUCCCUAAUAAGUCAGUUGAUACAGAAGAGACUGUAAAUGGAGUAGUCAUAAACACUUCUGCAGUAAGUUCAGCCUCCUCUUUGCAAGCAUCUGACAGCACUGAGCCCAAAGCAACAAUGACUGACAGCAAGGAGCCCAAAGCCACAGUGACCUUGGUGGCUGUGUGUUUUGAUGGAAGUAAGUUCACCUGUGGGUUUGAGAAGUGUGGCAUGACUUUCUCCAGAGCCAGAGAUGUCCAGAGGCAUCUUAAAUGUGCCCACCCAGAACACCUUAAACUCGAGAACAAAGAGCACAAACAUGACAAAGAGCGGGGCUCAAGGUCCAAAGGGAUAAAGACUGAAACUGAGCCAGACAGUAGGGAGAAGGGAAAAGAGGAGAACUCGACUCCAUUGCAACCUGCGGAGGCUGGCAAAGAAAGAAAAGAAUCUACUCAUCCCAAGAAUAACGAAUCCAACUCUUUAAGCCUUCAACCGGAAAAUGAUGCUCUGAAUGAAAUUCUUGUUGGGCUCGAUAAGCUGGACCUGAAUUCCUCAUCGCCUCACAGCGUGAAAAGUGAGGCCCCUCAGUCCAACCCAGAGUCUACUGCAUCCCAAAUGUCUCUCCAUCAGGCAAUCAUGGCAAAGCCUCCUGUUGUGUUGAUUCAGAAGAGGCCCCCUCCUGAGGAAAACGUCAAAGUCAAAACCGAACAAGCUGAUGAAGAAGGCAUUGCUGAAUCAUUAGCCACUGCUAAGCCAUAUAUCUGUGAGAUGAAAGGUUGCAGCUUUAGGACUGCUCAGAGUUACAGCUUACUGCGACACUAUAACACCAAACAUGGCCGCACUGUAGAGCAGGCCAAAAGGUUGACUUCUUUGAAAACAACAUCUUUUAAGCCUUACGUGUGCCAGCUGUGUUCCAAGAGUCACAGACAGAAAAACGUGUUGAGGACUCACUAUAUUCAGAUCCAUAAACUGAGUGAAACUUUGCUGGACAAAAUAAACUGUGCAUCUGUGCGGUCUGAGGGAAACGAAGACCCGAAAAAAAAUACAUCUCAGCACUUGACGAACCACGGUCUAAAAGUGUGGAAGAAACAACAGGAGAAAAGAAACUCAGCCGUGGUAGGCGAAAAUGGACAAAACUCUUCUCCAUCUGAAGAGGAAGGAGAGGAUGAAGCAGAGGAAAAAGAGAAAGACGACGAGCAGAAGGGAGAAGGUGAGGAUGGGACCUCACAACAGGUCAGAACUACGAGACGCCUGGUAGCCAAAAGUAAUCUCUGCUAUAUAUUGGAUAAAUUCAGUAAACCCUUCCAUUGUGUAGCAAAACACUGUGAUGCUGCUUUUUCCACCCAGGGAGGCCUGGUACGCCACCUACAGUCGAUACAUCAUUACAAUCGCUCUCAGCUCUUGUUGGAAAAAGAUUUUGAUGCGCAACCCAGUUCAGAAGUCCGAAAAGAGCCUGGCAAGAAAAGGCCUCUCCCCAACUUUGAUGAACCUCAGCCUCAGUACAAGUGUCACUUUGCCAACUGCAACGCUUCCUACCACCUUAAAAGCAGCCUCGUGCGUCACACUCGGGAUAUACACUCACAGCCACCAGAGCUAGUAAGGUGCAACUUUGAAGGCUGUACGAGAGUUUUCAGCCACGAUGAUGCACUUAAAAAACACACACUUUAUAGUCACUGUGAGUACUACGAUUCCCUGGUGGUACGUCUGCAGAGCACUCACAAAAAGUCAAUUACUGGAUGCCAAAAGAAGCUUAUCGUCACACCGCCGAGUCCUCAGAAAGAAGAACCCGGUUCAACCACCACGCAGGCUGAGGGAUCAAGUCCAAAGCCCGAAGAGACCACCCAGUCAGAGGAGAAGGGUGAGGAGGCGGCUGUGGAGAAGAAAGUGUCUGGAGGAAAAGAAAGAAGGAGAAGAAAUUCUGACAGCCGUUAUGUCUUCAGAUCUCAUGAAGAAGCACUCCAGAUGUGCCAAGAUCGCUGUAUGCGCGCGGCCUACCCAUGCAUGCUUCAGGACUGUGACUCUGUCGUCACGUACCUGCAUAGCUUGCAACGUCACUACCUGAAGUCUCACCGCAUGCGUCGGGAAUACCUUUCUAAGAAUCAAAAGGAGCUGGUUUUUAACGCCGAGCAGCUGGAGGAAUUGAUUCAGAGGAAGUCGGCCAGGCCUACAGUCACAGGAGCGUGUUCCCCUAAUGGAGUUCGCAAAAUGGAGUAUCAGGCAGAGCCAGAGAACACAGAGGGGCCGCCUGCACCCAUGAGCUUACACUCCAUCAAGGCAGACACACAGGAGGAGGCUAAUCAUGAUCCACUGGGGUUCCCGGAGGAGGAGACGGAGGAGCCACCACCCGUUGAGAGAAACGGCGUCCUUGUUGGUGCAGAUGAGGUGCUUUACGGUGAGCCGAGCACUGGUGGGCACACCGAGGACACGGCUUCAGCAACGCAGAACAGUCAGAAACCGGAGGAGAGAUUAAGCUUGGAUAAAAUCAAACCUCUACUUCGUCCCCUCACUAUUGACCUCUCUCCACCGUGCUCGCUGCGCUUUACUGCUGAGGAGGGCUUCCAAGACGUGUCGAGCACCAAGGACGGGGGUAAAAUGUUGAACGGAUCAGCUCCGUUGCCCACCCCUCCUGUUCGCCAGCCGUUAAAACGGAAAAACGAAUUGUCUGAACCGCCUUCAAACUUGAAAGACACUCAGCCUCGGAGCCCUUCUCCACGCCCUUUUGACAUCGCCGCCUAUAAGCCUACUGGCUUUGAGUCUUCAUUCCUGAGGUUCAUACAAGAGACGAACCCGAAAGACAAAAAUGCGGUGUCGGGGAAACGGCGAGACUCUUUCAGACGCAGUUGUUCUGUUAAGGAGAACAACCAGCUGGGAAUCUCUCAUGCCCGCAGCAGGCGCACUCACUCCCCACUGCUGAAGCCCCACGCUAUGACUGGAGAUUUCACAUCAAUCCAAAACUUGAAGUCCAUCUUGGACAAAGCUCUGGCUGGGUGUGGGGACCUGGCUAUUAAGCAGCUUCAGUACCUCAGACCUGUGGUGGUCCUGGGGAGACCAGUGUGCAGCACCACCCUGUCUGACCUCUUCCCUUCAGACACCAACAACAGCAAAUUGCUUCUUGGGAGUUAGUUUAACUGAGCACCUUUUUAACAUAGCUAUGACAAAUGACUUUGUAUUUUCACAAGCUGUACCAGUAUUUUUUUUUUUUUUUUUCUCCCACAAUAUUAGUAUUGGCUGUUUUUUUUUUUUAAGUUGCUAAACUGAAUGAAUAUAGAAAUUAUAUUAGCAUUAAGAUAAAAAACAAGCUUAAACAGUGCACAUCGGAUCCAAGUGGAUUGUUUUUAAGACAUCUGUUAUAUGAAAGCAUUCAGAUAACAACUGUUAUGUUAACUCAUUAUGAUCACAAGUGUAUAUACUGUAGUUCUCCUAAAUAAUGUACAGAUUUUCAGAUGUUAGCGUUGGUCAGUAGCGCAUUGCAAGACCUUCUCAGUUGUGUGAAAAUGUGACUUAAAAAAAAACAUGUCCUUACUUAAAGAAUACUUGAGGAAUAUGUUUGGUUAUUUUUCACUUCAGUUUAUAUUAAAUCAGUGUUGGGAUGCAGUGAACCGAUGUUGGUAGACAUGUAUCUUAACACUUUCUAAUGAAAUAAAUGUGGAAACGAAUAUAA
Molecule: messenger RNA, 6316 nt
Organism: Anoplopoma fimbria (sablefish)
Lineage: Eukaryota; Metazoa; Chordata; Actinopteri; Perciformes; Anoplopomatidae
Gene: rlf
Product: RLF zinc finger
Exons: 10
Coding region: 1-5778 (1925 amino acids)
Biological process (GO): regulation of transcription by RNA polymerase II
Cellular component (GO): nucleus
Molecular function (GO): DNA binding; DNA-binding transcription factor activity, RNA polymerase II-specific
Source: RefSeq, a predicted model, not a curated record